GACGUAAGCAAAAGCUUCAUUUUCCUUUUUUUGGCCCUUCCCCCCUUCACCAAAUGCCACUGCAAAUAUUGUAUAAUUUACACAUUCUUUUUCUUUAAAUACUCUCUUUGUAUACCAAACUCCAUACCCUUUUGCUCUCAGCCCUUUUCUCUGUCUCUCAGCUUCUCUGUUUCAAGGGGUCAGUGAGUGUAUAUCAGGAAUAAGUGAAAAUGGGCUACUCAAUGGUUCUCAUUAUUAGUAGUCUACUUCUAGUCUUUCAAUUGUCAACUGUAGUUGCGAAAGGCAAAGCGAUUGGAUCUCCAAUCAUGGCUCCAGCACCAGCACCAGGUCCUGAAUACACGAACCUAACGGACUUACUGUCCGUUGCAGGCCCUUUCCAUACAUUCCUUAACUACCUUGUAUCGACAAAAGUCAUUGAGACAUUCCAAACCCAAGCUAACAACACAGAAGAAGGGAUCACACUUUUUGUUCCCAAAGAUUCAGCCUUUACCUCACUCAAGAAGCCCUCACUUUCCAAUCUUACCUCAGAUCAACUUAAGUCCCUUUGCCUUUUCCAUGCCUUGCCACAUUACUACAGUCUAGCUGAUUUCAAGAACCUUAGUGACAUUAGCCCUAUUAAUACCUUAGCUGGAGGAAACUUAUACUCCUUGAACUUCACCGAUGACUCUGGGACCGUUCACCUUAACUCAGGAUGGUCUAGGACUAAAGUUAGCAGCGCUGUUCGCACCACUUAUCCAGUUGCUGUUUAUCAGGUGGACAAAGUCCUUCUUCCUGAAGCUAUUUUUGGGACAGAUUUACCACCAAUGCCAGCUCCAGCACCAGCACCAGUAACGGAUAUCGCCCCUACUGCUGACAGUCCAGCAGCUGAUCAAACAGGCAAAGCUAGAGCACCAGCGUCGCCUGAUUCAUCAUCACCAUCAGCUUCUCACAAGAUGAUGAGCUGGGGCAUUUUGAAUCAUUUGGUUUUGGCAAUUGGUGGUGGAUUCUUGAUGUUUUUCUUGUAAGGAAAAUGAUCUCUCUGGGAGGAAAUUCUGUUAAAUUAAUGUUGAACAUCAUGGUACAUCUGUUUUUUCUUAUUGGUUUUGAUAUACUCCAUACAUUGGGGAUUUAGUAUUGGUUACUUUACAAUAUUUUUGUAUA
Solanum dulcamara is the source of this 1140-nucleotide messenger RNA. RefSeq names its product fasciclin-like arabinogalactan protein 7. Lineage: Eukaryota; Viridiplantae; Streptophyta; Magnoliopsida; Solanales; Solanaceae. The coding region runs from base 210 to 1004 and encodes 264 amino acids. The transcript has 2 exons. The record is from RefSeq and is a predicted model, not a curated record.